GCAGUAGGCUGUAGCUGUCUCAUGUCUCCUGUACUCGCAUGUGACGCACGCAUUUCCAAAACUCCUCGCAGGAAAGGGCUGCUCUGCUCGUUAGGAAGAAGAAGAAGCUGAGAAAUCAAAAAAUUUGAGAGAGGAGAAAGAGAGAUGAGAGAUCCGAUGCUGAUAGGCUUCUGCUUCUUUUUCUUAUGCUUUUUCUUUCCCAGUUUGUUUACUCUUGUCUUCGCUGGCGACCCUUUUGCUUACUAUGAUUGGAAGGUCUCAUAUAUCACUGCUUCUCCUUUAGGAGUUAAGCAACAGGUGAUUGGAAUUAAUGGACUGUUUCCUGGGCCAAUUCUUAAUGUGACUACUAACUGGAAUGUUGUUGUGAAUGUAAAAAACGAUUUGGAUGAGCCACUUCUUGUCACAUGGAAUGGUAUACAACUAAGGAAGAACUCUUGGCAGGAUGGUGUUUCUGGCACUAAUUGUCCUAUCCCUGCUGGUUGGAAUUGGACAUUUCAGUUUCAAGUUAAAGAUCAGAUAGGGAGUUUCUUUUAUUUCCCUUCCCUAAAUUUUCAGAGAGCUGCAGGUGGAUACGGAGGAAUUGUCAUAAAUAAUCGAAAUAUUAUUCCAGUACCAUUUGGAACACCUGAUGGAGAUAUUACAAUCUUUAUUAGUGACUGGUAUACCAAGAGUCAUAAGGGACUGAGGAAAGACCUCGAAGAUGGGAUUAACCUUGGACCGCCUGAUGGCAUCCUCAUUAAUGGAUUAGGCCCAUAUCGGUACAAUGAUUCUCUUGUCCCUAAUGGUAUUGCUUACCAGACAAUAAACGUUGAACCAGGAAAAACCUACCGUCUUCGAGUACACAAUGUUGGCAUCUCAACUAGCUUGAAUUUCAGAAUCCAAAAUCACAACCUACUUCUUGUGGAGACAGAAGGGUCCUACACUGUUCAACAGAACUAUACAAACAUGGAUAUCCAUGUGGGUCAAUCAUAUUCAUUCUUGGUCACAAUGGAUCAAAAUGCUAGCAGUGAUUACUACGUUGUUGCAAGUGCACGGUUUGUCAACUCAUCUGUUGGGGAUAGAGCUUCAGGUGUUGCCAUCUUGCAUUACUCUAAUUCUCAGGGUCCUGUUUUAGGUCCUCUUCCAGAUCCCCCUAAUGAGUAUGACACAUACUUCUCUAUGAAUCAAGCAAGAUCAAUCAGAUGGAAUGUCUCUGCUGGUGCUGCUCGUCCUAAUCCACAGGGAUCUUUCAGAUAUGGUCAAAUUACUGUCACAGAUGUAUAUAUAUUGCUUAACAGACCUGCAGAGCUUAUAAAUGGAAAGUGGCGAACUACCUUAAAUGGUAUUUCAUACUUUGCACCUGCAACACCCCUAAGGCUUGCCCAGCAAUUUAACAUUCCUGGAGUUUUCAAGUUGGAUUUCCCAAAUAGAAUGAUGAACAGACCUGCAAAGGUUGACACAUCAGUAAUUAAUGGUACUUAUAGAGGAUUUAUGGAAAUCAUACUCCAAAACAAUGAUACUACUGUUCAAAGCUACCAUAUGGAUGGAUAUGCAUUCUUUGUUGUAGGUAUGGACUAUGGAGUAUGGACAGAGAAUAGCAGAGGCACUUAUAACAAAUGGGAUGGAGUUGCUCGUUGCACGACACAGGUGUUUCCUGGAGCAUGGACAGCGAUUCUAGUUUCUCUUGAUAAUGUGGGCAUUUGGAACCUGCGUGUGCAGAACCUUGAUUCAUGGUAUUUGGGACAAGAAGUUUAUGUUAGUGUGGUAAAUCCAGAGGUGAAUGACAAGACUGAGCUUCCUUUGCCUGACAACACUAUCUUCUGUGGUGCACUUGCAAGCUUACAAAAGGACCAGGCACAGAGAGUAAGGUUUUCUGGUGCACCAUCCGUUGCUAAUGCAAGUACAAUCACAAUUUUGACUGCAUUUAUCAUAAUGUGGCUCAACAUAUUCUUCAAAUAAUCAUUUUGACUACAAACAUAAUCAUUGUUGACUUGUUUUAUUGUAUUUUAACAAUGUAUAGCAGAAAUUGUUUGUAACUCUGUAUUUUUAGCUCGAGCAAAAUAGGAAAAACUCAACAUCUAUCUUGGCUUUUCGUUUCUU
Molecule: messenger RNA, 2079 nt
Organism: Nelumbo nucifera (sacred lotus)
Lineage: Eukaryota; Viridiplantae; Streptophyta; Magnoliopsida; Proteales; Nelumbonaceae
Product: monocopper oxidase-like protein SKU5
Cellular component (GO): plasma membrane
Molecular function (GO): copper ion binding; oxidoreductase activity
Source: RefSeq, a predicted model, not a curated record